Molecule: messenger RNA, 1994 nt
Organism: Lytechinus variegatus (green sea urchin)
Lineage: Eukaryota; Metazoa; Echinodermata; Echinoidea; Temnopleuroida; Toxopneustidae
Gene: csk
Product: tyrosine-protein kinase CSK-like
Exons: 13
Coding region: 376-1722 (448 amino acids)
Biological process (GO): protein phosphorylation
Molecular function (GO): protein binding; ATP binding; protein tyrosine kinase activity
Source: RefSeq, a predicted model, not a curated record
UAUAAAAGAAAAAAAAAGUCACUCGUCAGGGAGGAGGUAACAUUUCCGGCUUCUCACUCCAGUAAUAAUCAUCAUUUUACAAGUUAUAAUUCAGAUUGGUUUGAUGACCACAAGCUGUGUCUGGAAGCCUGAAACUCUGCCACAUCCUCAUUACAUUCCAGGGAAACGGGGGAGGGAGCAUCGGGGGAGACAGAGGCAGGGAGGAGCUGGACUGAUACAGGAGAGGGAGAAAGAGGGAGAUCAGGACGGGGAGAGGAGUCGGAGGAGGAGGAGGAGACAGCGAGCUGGGCUCAUGAGUGACGGAGGUGACGGUGGAAGAGCAAGCCAUCUGGAGUUUGAUGCGGUGAUAACCAUUGCAGACGUGCAAUAGGCAGCAUGUCAAAUUCACAUACGAGUAGUAUGACCUGGUUACCAGGGACAGAGUGUCUAGCUAGGUUUGAAUUCAAAGGAACAACAGCUGAUGACCUCUCCUUCAGGAAGGGGGAGGUUAUCACUAUCAUCAAAGCAACAAAGGAUCCUAAUUGGUACAAGGCUAGAAAUGAACAAGGUCUUGAAGGAAUGAUACCAGCGAACUAUGUCAAGAAAAGGGAAGGAGUCAAACUACAAACCAUGCCAUGGUUCCAUGGUAAGAUCACAAGGGAACAAGCAGAAGACCUUCUACAGCCUCGGGAAGAUGGCCUGUUCUUGGUGCGCGAGAGUACAAACUACCCCGGCGACUACACACUCUGUGUGUGUUUCAUGAGGAAGGUCGAACAUUACAGGGUUAUCUAUGAGAAGAACAAACUCACCAUCGAUAGCGAAGAGUUCUUUGAAAACCUUACAAAACUUGUAGAGCAUUACCAAAGUGAAGCAGAUGGCUUGUGUGCUAGGCUGACCAAAUCAAUACCAAAGAAAGGAGGACAGCUCAACCUGUCUGUCGACUCAAAUGCAUUUAUACAGAGUGGCUGGGCCAUCAACAACAAAGACAUCCAUUUAGGUUCGUGUAUUGGUGCUGGAAACUUCGGUGAUGUACUGCAAGGGACAUACCAAGGAAGGAAAGUAGCCAUCAAGCAAGUCAAAGACAACAGUACAGCUGCACAAGCAUUCCUGGCAGAAGCCUCCGUCAUGACGACGUUAAAACAUCCCAACCUGGUUCAGCUUUUAGGGGUAGUGUUAGGCAAUCCUCUCUACAUCGUCCUUGAGUUCAUGUCAAAGGGUAAUCUUGUGGACUAUCUGAGGUCGAGAGGGAGAAAUGUUAUCACUCCAAGACAUCUACUUAAAUUUGCCAGUGAUGUGUGCAAUGGCAUGGCUUACCUUGAAGAGAAGAAAUUUGUCCAUCGAGACCUUGCGGCGAGGAACAUCCUAGUCUCGGAACAGGAUAUAGCCAAGGUAUCGGACUUUGGUCUAUCUCAAGAGGCUACUCUCAAUCAAGAAGGAGGCAAGUUCCCCAUCAAGUGGACUGCACCAGAGGCUCUUAGAAAAAAGGAAUUUUCUUCCAUGUCUGAUGUAUGGAGUUAUGGAAUCUUUAUGUGGGAGCUCUACUCAUUUGGAAGAGUGCCAUAUCCUCGUGUGCCAUUAUCGGAGGUCGUUGCCCAUGUUGAGAAGGGCUACAGGAUGGAAUCGCCUGAAGGUUGCCCAGACUAUGUAUACAAGGUAAUGAAGGAUUGUUGGGACAUCACUCCGAAGAAGAGACCAACCUUCAGGCACAUACGCUCUCAACUCAACCAUUUCAUGUCACGAUGAGAUUAUCAUCUAGCAGAAAAAGAAAUGGACAAUUCAUGGAAAUGUACUUAGGAUACUUCUCCUGAAAAACUUUUGUUUCCUAGCUUUCUUUCAAAUGUACAGUAAGCACGUCACAUUUACAACUCACCUAUUUCAUGUCAUGAAAAGAAAGUGAUUUUUUAAGUACUUGCUUCUCCCACUUUUAUUCUCUAGCUUUGUUUUUUAACCUCCAUUAUAAAGGUCAUUACACUCACAACUCACUUGCUUCUCCUGUUAUACUUUGAUUUUGUUAG